Messenger RNA from Nannospalax galili (Upper Galilee mountains blind mole rat), 2174 nucleotides. RefSeq names its product solute carrier family 39 member 5 (gene Slc39a5). The coding region runs from base 429 to 2051 and encodes 540 amino acids. Lineage: Eukaryota; Metazoa; Chordata; Mammalia; Rodentia; Spalacidae. Gene Ontology annotation, cellular component: membrane. Gene Ontology annotation, biological process: zinc ion import across plasma membrane; BMP signaling pathway; intracellular zinc ion homeostasis. The record is from RefSeq and is a predicted model, not a curated record. Gene Ontology annotation, molecular function: zinc ion transmembrane transporter activity. The transcript has 11 exons.
UAUUUAGGAGAAGGCUUGAGUGGUACUGAAUGGGUUAGAGGAGGGAUGAAAUAUUUAAGAGGAAAAUACUGAGCAUAGGUUCUUAACCAUGUGGCUUCUUCAGGGCAGAGGGUAGCCCCUCCCCAGUCGGCCCAAUAGAGACUGACCUUUAACCCCCAUCCCAGAGACCAGUGAACCAUUAACUCCUAUAGGAACCUUCCCACACUUUCCCCACUCCUGACCCUGCCCCAAAGCAGUUGGGCUAAGGGGGAACCUAUCUCAACUCUCUAUGUGACGUGGCUUCCAUUAUACCAGAAGGCUGAACUCCCUAACUCAGGAAUCUCUUCAGGUCCACAGUGAGGUUUGCCAGGGAGCUGAGGGUACAAUCCUCAGGAUGUUCUGGGGUAAAUAGAAGCUGGAACCAGUGCCUCUAAUCCAUCCCCUCCAGGAUGGGGCCCCCAGUGUGUUAUCUUUUGGCUGGCCUGUGUGUGGGAGUGGUCUUGGGCUGGGUAGGGGGAUCAGUCCAUAACCUGGGCCCAGCUGAGCAGGAACAGAACCACUAUUUGGCCCAGCUGUUUGGCCUGUAUGGAGAGAAUGGGACACUGACCGCAGGGGGACUAGCUCGGCUUCUCCACAGCCUGGGGCUGGGCCGAGUUCAGGGGCUGCGCCUAGGACACCAUGAGCCUCCAACUGGGCGGACUGCAUCCCCAACUGGAGACAAUUUCACACACAGGCCACAGGACCCAGAAGUGAGUGUGGAUGUCUGGGCAAGGAUGCCUCCGGGUCCCUCAGGUUGGGGUGACCUGGAGGAGUCAAAGGCCCCUGACCUGUCCCAUGGGCCAGCACCCUCGGGUCUAGACCUCUUUCACAGGCUUCUCCUGCUGGACCAUUCCUUGGCUGACCAUCUGAAUGAGGAUUGUCUGAAUGGUUCCCAGCUGCUGGUAAAUUUUGGCCUGAGCCCCGCUGCUCCUCUGACCCCUCGCCAGUUUGCGCUGCUGUGCCCAGCCCUGCUUUACCAGAUUGACAGCCGUGUCUGCAUCAAAACUCCAGCUCCAGCACCUCCAGGGGAUGGACUAUCUGCCCUGCUUCAUAGUGCCCUGGCAGUCCUGUUGCUCAGCCUUCCUGCUCCCUUCUCCUUGCUGUUGCUGCGGCUCCUGGGACCUCGUCUAUUACGGCCAAUGCUGGGCUUCUUGGGGGCCCUGGCCGUGGGCACUCUUUGUGGGGAUGCACUGCUACACCUGCUGCCACAUGCACAAGGAGGGCACCAUGCAGGACCUAGUGGGCAACCAGAAGAGGACCUAGGCCCAGGGCUGUCAGUACUUGGUGGCCUCUUCCUGCUCUUCGUGCUGGAGAACAUGCUAGGGCUUGUGCGGCACAGAGGGCUCAGGCCAAGAUGCUGCAGGCGCAAAAGGGAUCUCGGAGCACCAAACCCUGACCCUGAGGAUGGCAGUGGGAUGGUCCUUCAGCCCCUACAGACAGCUCCAGAGCCAGGGACUCAGGGCCAGAGGGAGCAGAACAGCCAGUCCCCACCAACACCAGCCCCUCUUGGGCACCAAGGCCACAGUCAUGGGCACCAAGGUGGCAAUGGCACCAGUAUCAUGUGGAUGGUCCUCCUGGGAGAUGGCCUACACAACCUCACUGAUGGGCUGGCCAUAGGUGCUGCCUUCUCUGAUGGCUUCUCCAGUGGCCUCAGUACCACCCUUGCGGUCUUCUGCCAUGAGCUGCCCCAUGAACUGGGUGACUUUGCAAUGCUGCUCCAGGAAGGGCUGUCCUUCCAGAGGCUGCUGUUGCUGAGCCUGGUUUCUGGAGCCUUGGGACUGGGGGGUGCAGCUCUGGGAGUGGGGCUCAGCUUGGGCCCUGUCCCUCUCACUCCCUGGGUGUUCGGGAUCACUGCUGGGGUCUUCCUCUAUGUGGCCCUUGUGGAUAUGCUACCAGCCCUACUUCGUCCUCCUGAGCCACUGCCUAUGCUCCAUGUGCUUCUGCAGGGGCUGGGGCUGCUGCUGGGGGGCAGCCUCAUGUUUACCAUAGCCCUGCUGGAGGAGCAGCUAUUGCCCAUGGUUCCUGAUGGCUAAUGGGGGCCAGUGGCAAAGGAUCCAGGUUGCCCUUCCUUCCCCCCUCCCCCAACCACAGGAAUGGAGGCGGGACACAGGGCCAGUAGGAGCAAUAGGAUUUUAAUAAACAGAACCCAUCCCAAA